Messenger RNA from Pseudopipra pipra, 6350 nucleotides. RefSeq names its product pseudopodium enriched atypical kinase 1 (gene PEAK1). Gene Ontology annotation, cellular component: focal adhesion; actin cytoskeleton. The record is from RefSeq and is a predicted model, not a curated record. Bases 619 to 6015 code for a protein of 1798 amino acids. Gene Ontology annotation, biological process: protein phosphorylation. Gene Ontology annotation, molecular function: ATP binding; protein kinase activity. The transcript has 9 exons. Lineage: Eukaryota; Metazoa; Chordata; Aves; Passeriformes; Pipridae.
CGGCGCUCGCAGCCCCGUCCCGGGAGCCGCGUCCUCGGCGGGGCCCGGCGGGAGCGGGACCGGGACCCCGCACGGAGCCGCCGCGGGGCUGGGGAGCCCCCGCCAGGAAGGAAGCCAACCUGCAAGGAAGGAAGGCUCAAACCUGCUCUGCUGCUAACGAAGCUGUUGAUAACAUACCUUUCAACUACAACAACCAAAUUUUGGAAGUGCUAUUGCAGGCCUUAACGUGAGACAGAUCCAUGUUUAAAGAAAAUGUUGCUGUCCUGACCAGCAGUCAUGAAGAGAAGGGGGUGAAGCGAAUUUGUCUGGAGAAAUAGGAAGUUUUGAAGUUUUCAGUGGGAUUUAUUACCAGUGGCUGCAGGAGGUGUUGCCAAGCCAACCGUUGACACUGGAAUGGAUGAAAAGCCUCAGACUUGAGCGCUUGUUUGCUAUGCUUCAGCCUUGUUUCCUGCUGUGUCCUGACCCUGGAGUGAGCACUGGCUGGGCUGCAAGUUUGGCAUUUCCAGCAUGAUCAGUGCUCGAAGGAGUGGCCGUACUACGUGAGCAGAGUGGAAACACAUGGAUGAAAUGCUUACCAUGCACUGAGCAGCACGGCCCCAGGCACAGAGCUCCGGGAAAAUGUCUGCUUGCAACACUUUCACUGAGCACGUCUGGAAACCCGGUGAAUGUAAGAACUGCUUCAAGCCCAAAAGCUUGCACCAGUUACCCCCCGUGUCAGAAAAGAAGCCCCUCUCGCAUGGAAACCUGAAACCCAAUGCAAACCAAAGCAACAGCCAGCGGGGCAGGAACAGCGGCAACUUCCGACCGCCCGUGGCCAAGAAACCCACCAUAGCUGUGAAACCCACCAUGAUGGUGGUGGAUGGGCAGGGCGUGUGUGCCGAGAUCAGCACGCUGGAGCAGGGGGAGAGCAAACCCCUGCCCGCGGGGUGGAACCGGAACAAAGCGGCCUUGAACAAAAAACCACUGAACAACAACAACAACGAAGAGGAGAUCGAAGGUUACGGCCACGUCUCCAGGCCUUACGGCAACAACGAGGGGGUGGGCAAGAUACCAAAUAACAAUAAUAACGGACUGACAGAAGUUUUGAAGGAGAUUGCAGGUUUGGACACCGCACCUCAGCUCACCGGCAGUGAAACGAACUCAAGAGAAACCUUCUUGGGGAGGAUAAAUAAUUGCUAUAAAAGGUCAUUAGAAAGGAAGAUCCCUCCGAGCUGCAUGGUGGGUGGAAUGAAGGAUUCACAGAGUAAGCACGUCAUUCUGAGUGGAAGCACUGAAGUAAUAAGUAAUGAAGGUGGACGUUUCUGUUAUCCAGAGUUCUCCAGCGGAGAUGAGAGUGAGGAUGACACGUUUUUUGGCAGCAUGCAGGAAGAGCAUGAGAGCUGGGACGAGAGUGAUGAAGAGUUGCUAGCGAUGGAAAUUCGCAUGAGGGGCCAGCCCCGCUUCGCCAACUUCAGAGCUAACACCCUGUCUCCUGUGCCGUUCUGUGUGGACAAAAAAUGGAACACUGUGCCCCUUCGGAACAAGUCUCUGCAGCGGAUCUGUGCGGUGGAUUAUGACGACAGCUAUGAUGAAAUUUUAAAUGGUUAUGGGGAAGAGACUGUGAUUCUCUACGGGCAGGAGAGCAUGCAGAGCAUGGUAUCGUCCGAUUCCACGUCUCCUGAUUCUUCUCUGACAGAAGAGUCUCGUUCCGGGACAACGAGCAGUUCUUCACAGAAGCUCUGUAAUGGAGGGUUGUCUCCCAGCACUCCUCAGGACCUCAAAUUGAUUGAACCGGAAUAUGAAAGUCUUUGUGACGAUCAGCAAGUGAAGGAUGUGUCAAAAGCGCCCAGAAAUGCUCCAAAAAGUCUAGAAACUCACAAGGCAGUCCUUGCGCUUCGACUGGAGGAGAAGGAUGGCAAAAUUGCUGUGCAGACUGAUAAGCAAGAGAAUAAAAGUUCUUCAGAUGUUGCUGGUCAAGCCGUAACUAUUAAUUUGGUGCCCGUGGAGGAGCAAGCUAAACCUUACAGGGUGGUGAACAUGGAACAGCCAGUGUGCAAGCCAUAUACUGUAGUGGAUGUAUCAGCUGCCAUGACCAAUGAAUGUAAGGAGAAUCAGACUGAAACCUCAGAAACCAAAAAUGCAUCAUCUAACCCGAGCUCACCGGUAACUCCAGGCACACCUGUUGCAUCCUCUGCAGCAUCACCUGUACGUGUAAAUGCUAACCUGAAAAAAUCCAGUGCAAUCAGAUACCAGGAAGUGUGGACUUCUAGUACUAGUCCAAGACAGAAGAUACCUAAGGUGGAGCUGAUUGCAAACAGCUCAGGACCUUCCGUUCCUCCCAGGAAGACAAGCCACAAGUCAGCUCCUACUUCACCUACAGCUACAAACAUUUCUUCAAAAACUAUCCCGGUUAAGUCUCCCAAUUUAUCUGAGAUAAAAUUCAACAGCUACAACAAUGCUGGCAUGCCACCUUUUCCUAUUAUCAUUCAUGAUGAGCCCACUUAUGCCAAGAGUUCCAAAAAUGCUAUUAAAGUUCCUAUUGUAAUCAAUCCCAACGCUUAUGAUAACCUGGCUAUCUAUAAAAGUUUUCUAGGGACCAGCGGGGAGCUGUCCAUCAAAGAUAAAACUACCAGUGUGAUAAGCCAUACAUAUGAGGAAAUAGAAACAGAAAGUACAAUAACUGAAGCCAUAGGCAGUAAACCCACUGAGUUGUCCCAACCAAAGGGGGUGACGAAUAGCUCCGAGUGCAGGCUGGGUUCUGUGGCUCAAAAGGUCCAAGAGUUCAACAGCUGUCUCAGUAAAAGCCAGAUAUCCCCACAGAGAAGUCACAGUGCUGACCACAGCUCCCCAUCAAAAGCUCAAAAGGCAACACAGGAGCCUGCAGCAAAAACAGACGUAACGCCGGAGGGUUCUGUUGGCAGCAGCGGUGGCAGAGAGAAUGCAAGCACGGUGCUCUCACAGAUUGUGGCUUCUAUCCAGCCUCCACAAUCUCCUCCAGAAACACCUCAGUCUGGACCCAAGUCCUGUAGUGUACAAGAACUGUAUUCCUUACCUCCGGAGGGAGACACUCCUAAAAACACCCUGGUACGACCCAAAUCUCUGUUUACGUCACAGCCUGAAAUAGAGUCCUCCAAGACGGCGGAAAGCACUGCUGGGAAAGUGCCGAAGGAUCCGCUGUCCCAGCUGGCUGCCACUCCCUCUCCAAAGCCAGCGCGAGCCACCCCCAAUGCCACGAGUCCUCAGGCAGAGCAGGCACCGCCGUUCCCGCCCCCGCGCUCCACCUCCUCCCCCUACCACGCCAGCAACUUGCUGCAAAGACAUUUCAGCAACUGGACCAAACCCACCAGCCCCACCAGGUCCACGGAGGCCGAGUCGAUCCUGCACUCGGAGGGGCGUCGCGCCGACGCGAAACCCAAACGCUGGAUAUCGUUCAAGAGCUUCUUCCGCCGCAGGAAACCCGACGAUGAGGAAGACAAAGAGAAGGAGAGAGAGAGGGGGAAGCUGGUGGGUCUGGAUGGAACUGUCAUCCAUAUGCUCCCCCCUCCCCCAGUUCAGCGGCAUCACUGGUUCAGCGAGGCCAAGUCGGACUCCAGCGAGAAGCCCUCCAUCGUUUUCAUGUACCGGUGUGAGCCGGCGCCGGCCGAGCCGAAGGCUGACCUCCCACCCAAGGGGGGAGUGGAGUCUGCCAUCGCAGAGGCACUGGCAAAAGACAAAGGAGAAGCACAGGAAAAGCCUCCCGAGAGCUCUGAGCAGAACCCAGCGAGCCAUUCCUCACCACCUCAGAUUCCCAGGAAAAUCCCCAGCACACCAGAACACUGUGGAAUCAAUGGCUCGCCAGAGUUUCAAGACAUGAUUAAAAGACUCAAGAAGGCCCUGAAAGAAUUUCCUUUAAUGGGGAAUUGUGUGAGUGAGUACAGUGGUCAAGUGCCCGAUGACACGACCCUGGAGGACUUGUCCCCUCGUGUCCCCAGAGCCGUGUUUGUGAAGCAGGACAAUGGUGGCAGCGCCUCCGUCAUCCCGGUGUCCUCGGUGUCCUCGGCGCGGCCUCUGCAGGGGGAGGAGGAGAAGGAAGAAGCUCCACGUUCUCCCAACUUAAACACCUGCAGUGCCACGUACAGCAAUUUAGGACAGUCCAGAGCAACCAUGAUCCCUCCAAAACAGCCGAGGCAACCCAAGGGAGCUCUGGAUGAUGCCAUUGCCUUCGGAGGGCUGGGGGACCAGGAGACAGUGAACAACUUGCAGCCAACCCCACCUCCACUGCCAAAGAAGACAAUCCUGAGAGCCAACACGGAGCCGACUCCCAGAGACCUCCAGAAGCAGGCUCUGGAGAACAACCUGUGCCUCAUGGCCAACCCCACCUACGACAUCGACACCAACUGGGAAGCGAGCAGCGCCUGCUCCUCCGUCAGCCUGGAGCUCAAGGUACUGGACAACGAGUCCGGAGAUUCCUUGGACAGGCCUACGGAAAAACUGAGGGCAACCACGUCGGCCACGAACAGUGUUUCCAGCCUAACCACUAUCAGUAUUAAGGACCGGUGCUCCAACAGCAUGGAGUCUCUGACGGGGAGGCACCUCUCGCAGGCCAGGCAGGGCAGGGGGGUGCAGAAGCCGCAGAGACAAGCACUUUAUCGCGGGAUCGAAAACCGGGAGGAGGUGGUGGGGAAGAUCCGAGGCCUCCACGCCGACUCCCUGAAGAAGCUGGCGCUGAAGUGCGAGGAUCUGUUCAUGGCCGGGCAGAAGGACCAGCUGCGCUUCGGGGUGGACAGCUGGUCCGACUUCCGCCUGACCAGCGACAAGCCCUGCUGCGAGGCCGGCGACGCCGUCUACUACCCCGCCUCCUACGCCAAGGAUCCGCUCAACAACUACGCAGUCAAGAUUUGUAAGAGCAAAGCAAAGGAGUCCCAGCAGUAUUAUCACAGCCUGUCUAUCCGGCAGAGCCUGGCCAUCAACUUCAACAUCCAGCAGGACUGUGGCCAUUUCCUGGCUGAGGUGCCGGUUCGACUCCUGCCGUGGGAGGACGAUGAGGCGCCGGACGUGGAAGAAGAAGAAGACCGGGAGGAAGAGGAGAAAGAACCUGAGCAGAAGAACAGAGACACGGCUUCCAGUGCGGAGGCUGCAGCCAAGGAGGGCCCCAGCAGGCCGGGGACCAUGAGCCGGCCCCGCAGCCGCGUGGUGGUGAUCACGCGGGAGGUGCCGCACCUGACCGUGGCCGACUUCGUGCGCGAGUCCGAGCCCCGCCACGCCAAGAGCCCCGACCUGUACGAGAGGCAGGUCUGUCUGCUCCUCCUGCAGCUGUGUUUGGGCCUGGAGCACCUGAAGCCAUAUCACAUCACACACUGUGAUCUGCGCUUGGAGAACCUGCUGCUGGUUCACUCCAGACCGGGAGGCAGCCCCCUGAGCCCCGAGUCCAUGGAGCACGGUCCCAACACCGCCUGCCCAGCCAGGCUCAUCGUGAGCAAUUUCUCCCAGGCCAAGCAGAAGAGUCACAUGGUGGAUCCAGAGGUCCUGCGGGAUCAGUCCCGCCUGGCUCCAGAAAUCAUCACUGCGACCCAGUACAAAAAGUGUGAUGAGUUCCAGACUGGCAUCCUCAUCUAUGAAAUGCUGCACUUACCCAACCCCUUCGAUGAGAAUCCAGAGCUGAAGGAGAAGGAGUACACUCGUGCUGACCUCCCGAAGAUUCCUUGCCGGUCCCUUUACUCUCAAGGGCUUCAACAACUUGCCAGCUGCCUGCUGAAUCCCAACCCUUCAGAGAGGAUCCUGAUAUCAGAAGCCAAGGGAAUCCUUCAGUGUUUGCUUUGGGGUCCACGUGAGGACUUGUUCCAUGCUCUGAGUACCUCCUCCAACCCCUCGCGGAGAGAUGCUAUACUUCAGAACUGGCUGGACAUAAAAAGGACGCUGCUGAUGAUCAAGUUUGCAGAGAAGUCCUUGGAGAGGGACUGUGGAAUUAUUCUGGAAGACUGGCUUUGUUGUCAGUAUCUGGCUUUUGCCACUACGGACUCACUUCAUCGCAUCGUGAGAAUCAUGAAGCAGCACUAGUUUGUAGAGCCUGUUGCUUUUCGUGAAGCACCCUCACCUCUGCCCCUGCCCUCACUCCAGCCUGCACUAGGGCUCACAUUUUGUACAAGUGUUAAAAACAGCCUAGAUAUCAAAGCCAGCAACUCUGAGCAAAUAGGUUCUCAUUGGAGAAAUUGCAUCCUGUACCCAGUCUGACAGAAACUUUCCUUUUUUUGCCGGGCCCGUUAGGGAUUGAUUAUAUCUGUAUGACUGCAUCGGAUCAGACAGUACGUGACUUGAUUCAUAUCUGGCAGAAAAGGAGAGCAAACUUUGAUACCACUAUUUCUACCACUGCAGUAAACAAAUUGCCCUCCUGU